Penicillium coprophilum is the source of this 237-nucleotide messenger RNA. RefSeq lists its product as uncharacterized. The record is from RefSeq and is a predicted model, not a curated record. Bases 1 to 237 code for a protein of 78 amino acids. Lineage: Eukaryota; Fungi; Ascomycota; Eurotiomycetes; Eurotiales; Aspergillaceae. The transcript has 2 exons.
AUGGCGCAAUUUGAGGAAGGGCGGAUGGCAAUGAAUAUGCACCGAAAAUCCCCAGCAAGUGAUGUAAUGCUCAUGUAUGAAGCCAACCCUUCCGCUGCUGAGAAGGCCGUGGCAGAAGCGAAUGGUAAUAUUACCAUUGCCCCCGGACUGGGCUUGCUUUCUAGAGACAGUACGGUUUUCUCCGAUUCGAAUAUCGACAUGAGCUCAGGGCUAACUGUCAAUACUAGGACUUCAUAA